Chiloscyllium plagiosum (whitespotted bambooshark) is the source of this 1742-nucleotide messenger RNA. The record is from RefSeq and is a predicted model, not a curated record. Lineage: Eukaryota; Metazoa; Chordata; Chondrichthyes; Orectolobiformes; Hemiscylliidae.
CAAAAUCUCAGAAAACAGCUCACAGCUAUCGACUUCAGGGAAAUUAGGGAUAGGCAAUAAAAUCCAGCCAAUAAGUGACACCACACCCUGUGAUCAGGAUUCAUUAAAAACGAAAGUGGGAUUCUUCAGGCAUUUGCUGCUGUGAAUGUUCUUCGUUUUUAAAGAUCUGCUGGAAAAGGUCAAAAACCUUCAAUCAAACUGUCUCAACCACCCACGUCAAAACACCGCAACCAGCCAGUCUACAAAACCUUGUUACAGUGCGGUUAUGUUUCAAAGAUAAACAUUCAUUCAGCUCGAGAGAACCAUCGCCUCUUGAAAUAAGUUGUUAAUCCUCUGGUUUUAAAUGAAGCUUUACUCGGCGCUGAGUGCGGGGUGUUACUUUGCUGAGGCCGUGAAUACUGAAGACUGGGAAAUGUAAUGUGAGCCGACCCCAGCCCCCAACUCUCUCAGACAAAACACAACGGCGCCGCUGAGAUUAACUUCAAGAGGAGGUGAUAUUCCGACACACAACAAGAAUAAACCAAUAAAUAAAUACGGAAGUGCGGAAUUGAUCAGGCAACAUUCAAAGCGGGGAUAUCUGCAUUCUGACUGUUAUAACCUUAAAGCGGAUGAAGGAAAAAUUCCUGAGCAUAAAAGCAAAUUCGGGGACUUUUCUGGAAAUAAAUCAGAGCCCUCGCAAAUCUGAAAGAAAAGAAGAGACUGAAAGUGAAUGAAAACUGUGUUUGGGGGGAAAAUAAAACUCCAGAUGACGUUGCUUCUGAUAAGACCUUAAGAUGAAAGAGAGUCAUGGCAUUGUGGUAUUGCUUCUUGUGAUUCUGGCCUCAGUGAAUGGUGAAUUCAUCGUAGUUGGACCUGAUCACUCUCUUGAAGCCAUUGCAGGUGAAGAUGCUGUGUUGGAAUGCCAGCUCGUGCCAGAUAUAUUUCUCAGCAGCAUGGUGGUGCAGUGGUUUAAAUCGGGUCUCAGUUCACCAGUACACGUAUACAGAAAUGGAGAAGAUGACAUUACUGUUCAACACAAGGAUUAUCAAGGAAGGACGGAACUGUUUAAAGAUGAACUGACCAAAGGAAAUAUUUCUUUGAGAAUACGCAACAUAAAACGAUUUGAUCGAGGAGAAUAUAUAUGCUCAAUUGAUGACAAAACUGAUUCAGAAACAUUUUCAGUUAGAAUGGAAGUUUUCGGUAUUGGGUGUGAGCCCUGGAUUCAGAUGAAGGCAAAUCAUAUAAAUGAAAUCCAGCUUGUAUGUAAAUCCACAGGAUGGUUCCCUGAACCAAAGAUAUAUUGGGUUAGAGAGGAUGAAAGUAAUUUGAUACAAGCUGAAACAAGAUCACAUCUGGACUCUACAGGUCUUGUUGACAUCCAAAGCAACAUUGUAAUAACAAGACAAUUGUCAAACAGGUUCACGUGUCGUAUACUAAAUGUACAUCUGAAAACAAAACAACAAGUAACAGUCAGGAUAUCAGGUGAUAUCUUCCCUUCUGCUCCUGUCUGGCCAGUGCCAUUGCUUGUGACCAUUUGUCUUCUACUUGUAGCCAUUUCUGCUUUGAUUUGUUGGAAUGUGAAACAACAUCAACGUGUAAAAGAUCUAAGACUUUGGAAAUUUAUCACAGAAAAUGAUCAGUGGAAGCCUCUUGUUGAAGCAGAGUGGAAGCGCAUUUGUGAACAUGAAGCUGCACAGAACCGAACUGCUUUAGUGCUGGUGUAUAUUUGUGAAGAUAUUUUCGUGAAUAAAGUAUAUUUUUGA